Suillus paluster is the source of this 2871-nucleotide messenger RNA. RefSeq lists its product as uncharacterized. NCBI's taxonomy places the organism in Eukaryota, Fungi, Basidiomycota, Agaricomycetes, Boletales, Suillaceae. The record is from RefSeq and is a predicted model, not a curated record. The coding region runs from base 1 to 2871 and encodes 956 amino acids. The transcript is spliced from 12 exons.
AUGUUCAAGAACAAGGCUGGCCUGACAAAGCGCACACACACGAAGCACCCAGAACUGCUAUGCAAUCGCCAGUCAUAUCACCAAGCAGCACCCACUGGCAGAGUCGGUCCAGCCAAUCCUGAGCCGAGAGCUGAUCAUGAACAUUGGGAUUUUGAUGUACCUAACCCUGACGAUGAAUUUGAAAAUCCAGAUGGCUUUGCACCAGCUUGCAAUCACCAGGAUUUUGAUGGGCCCAACCCCAAUGCCGAAGUUGAGCAUCAAAAUGGACUUAAAUGUGAUGCCGAGGGUAAUUUUAUCGAUCAGAAUGUGCCUCCACAACCCCAAACUGAUGCACCACCAAAUGAUUGGACCCCAUAUGAAAACCGAAAUCAGACAUCUGCAAAACAAAUUGACACUCUCCUUGACUUGUGGGCUGCAACAUUGAUUAAGCACGGUGACGCUCCACUGUUCACAAGUCAUCGUGACCUAUAUGACACAAUUGAUGCGACACCACUUGGUGAUGUUCCAUGGGAGACAUUCUCCAUGUCCUACACUGGCACCAAACCACUGCAUGACAUACCUCCAUGGAUGAAUGCAACAUAUGAUGUCUGGUUUUGCAACCCUCAUCUCCUUUUGCAUGGCUUGCUCAGGAACCCUGACUUUGACAGGGAAAUGGAAUAUGUCCCAUAUCAGGAUUACACUCUGGAAGAUAAGCGCUGCUUCAAGAACUUUUUCUCAGGCAACUGGGCAUCGAACCAAGCUGUACGUGCUUAUACUAUUUCUCAAAACAAAGAGACUCAUGGAUCGAAUUUUAUGCUGCUAAUCAUAGGCAGCAACAAGACAACAGUUUUGGUGGCCACAGGGCACACCGAAUACCACCCUCUCUAUAUGUCAGUAGGCAACAUUUUUAACACUACAAAGGAACACGCUGGCGAUACAGAUUAUCGCAACUUUCGAUGGCAAAUGUUCCAUUGCUCGCUUGCCAGAAUCUUCAAGGCCAUCAAACCAUACAUGAACACCCCUGACAUUGUUUGCUUCCCUGACAGUCAUUUUCGCAGAGUCAUAUAUGAACUGGGUCCAUACAUUGCAGAUUAUCCAGAGCAGGUCUUGUUGUCUGGGGUAGUCCAGGGAUGGUGUCCAAAAGAACUCCUUGCUGAAGAGCUUGAGUAUGGAAAGUUAUGGGAGGAAUAUGGUAUUGUUGGUGACCUUAUGUUGAUUUCCCCAGACAUUCUGCACCAGAUUAUUAAAGGCGCUUUCAAGGAUCAUCUGGUGGAUUGGGUGGAGUCUUAUCUAAAGAACACACUUAGUACUUUGCAUGGCAUGCAGGUUAUGGAUGACAUUGACAAUAGGAUAGCAGUCAUUGCUCCUUUUGCAGGUUUACAACAAUUUCCUGAAGGACAUGGAUUCAAACAAUGGACUGGUGACGACUCAAAAGCAUUAAUGAAGGUCUACCUGCCUGCUAUCAGGGGCCAUGUCCCCGAAGAUGUAGUGCGCACCUUCAGUGCAUUCCUCGACUUUUGCUAUAUUGUCCAGCAUGACACACUCACUGAGGACAACCUUCUACAACUUCAGGAUACCCUUGAUCAGUUCCACCAGUACCAGGAGAUAUUCAAGACAACUGGUGUCAUGCUGUCAUUCUCGCUGCCAUGGCAGCAUUCAUUAAACCAUUACUCACUCCUUAUCCAACUAUUUGGGGCCCCCAAUGGGCUUUGUUCUUCCAUUACAGAGUCAAAGCACGUCAAGGCUGUCAAGGAGCCCUGGCGCCGCUCGAGCCAAUACAAAGCACUUGGGCAGAUGUUGCUCACAAAUCAACAUCUCGACAAAUUGGUGGCUACACGCACAGAUUUCCAGGCACAUGGAAUGUUUAGGGGCUCAUGUCACAUAGACUCUGAUGACAAUGACAACAAUCAAGUGCCUGUUCUCAAAGACAGGUCUGGGUAUCUGAAUGUCAAUGAACCCAAACAUAGAUCUGCUGAGGGUGAAGUUGGCGAAACAGUUGAUGGACCUACAGUGGAGGCUCAUGUUGAGCUUGCAGCAACACCUCAUGAGAAUGUGCGUGCACUCAGUGACGAGCUUGAGCUCCCCAAUUUUCCACAAAUGAUCCAGCAGUUCCUCCAUGAUCAAGUGCAUGCUGCCAACCCUGACCCUCCUGUGUUUGACCCCACCACAGCACUAUUGUUCUUGUGGAAAGUCUCAAAUUUCAAUUCUACAGCAGCAUCAUUCUACGCCCCCAGUGACCUUAGCAGCACUGGAGGCAUGCGACACGAACAUAUCUGGGCAGUACCAUCUUGGUGUGGAGGUGCUCCACGGCAUGAUUGUGUCAUUGUUAACAUGAACACUGGCACUGAUCUUAUGAAUGGCCUUCCAGUUGCACGAGUGCUCUGUUUUUUUUCUUUCAACAAUCGCACAUCAUUUUUUCAAUGUGCUGUCGUUCAUUGGUUCUCCCAUGUCCUUGAAGAACGUGAUCCAGACACAGGGAUGUAUGUUGUUUCACCCUCGACACUUGACGCUGUCGGCACACCAGACAUCUCCAUAAUUCAUAUUGAUUGCAUCUUCCAUGCAGCACAUCUUAUUCCAGUAUAUGGCUCAAACUUCUUGCCUCAUGCAAUUGCUACACAUGACUCCUACAAUGUCUUCCGAUCUUAUUUCAUCAACAAAUAUGCUGAUCACCACGCAUUUGAGAUCACUUGCAUGGCUUCACCCCUCAUGCACCCUCUUGCACCACCACUGCUCUACCUGCACCUUCCCAACUCUUGUGAAGAGAUCUCGUCCGUGGUCCUCCUCAAGAUGAAGGAGACUGCUGAGUCCUACUUGAGCUAUACCUUCAGCAAUGCCACACCCUGUACCAUCUGCACAUUUGUAAUAUCUACUCCCCCACCAACUCUCUGUUAA